AUGCAUCGACUUUUCCGUGCUGUUCCUACAGCUAGAGUGACGGCUGCUAGCUAUUCUACCCAUCCAAUCAGAGAUCUAAGAACUUCCAGUCUUGUGCCCCUAAUCGAGGUUGCCAAACCCGCACUUGCCUCUGAUGCCUCGCACCUGACAGACGUAUAUGAGACCCUUGAAUCCAAAGGUGUGCUUCAAGUACAACUGGGGUUUGAAGACAAGAACAGCACAUAUCUGCAGAGCCUGAUAUCGAAUCUCCACAAAAACCACAACCAUGGUCUCCCAAUUACCCACAGCGCCGAGCGUGGUUGGUUUUGGGAUGUUCGGCCCUCUCCAGCGAGUUUCCAAAGCCAUGGACACCAAGCUAGAUCAGAGACUAUGUUUCGGUUUGAAUGGCAUACCGACUGCAGCUAUGAGGAGCAACCCCCACGCUUCUUUGCCCUUCAAGUCCUUCAGCCGGAUCGCUGCGGUGGUGGGACGUUGUCUGCAUUGAACGUCGAUCGACUCCUCACCUUGCUUUCCCCUUUCGCGCGACGAUGGCUCUCCAGCUAUAAUUACAAAAUUACCGUCCCUCCGGAGUUCAUCAAAACUGCGGGGAAACGGCACAUCGUGGGCAAUCUGCUCGCGGUGAACCCGGGGGGAAAUCCCGGUAGUCAGCUGCGAUUUCGCGAAGAUAUCACGGUUCCCUUGACUCCGAAUGCUGGCAAAGCCCUGGAUGAGCUGAAAGAAAUUUUGUACGGUGGCGCCCGGGAAGAGACUCUCCAUCUAACACCCCAGAGCCUCCCCCAAGGAUCAAUUAUUAUGAUGGAUAAUCGCCGAUGGCUACAUUCACGCAAUGAAGUCAAGGAUCCCAAACGACAUCUUCGGCGAGUGCGAUGGGAUGCGACGCCAUUUGGACCCAACCCAUGA
Molecule: messenger RNA, 900 nt
Organism: Penicillium egyptiacum
Lineage: Eukaryota; Fungi; Ascomycota; Eurotiomycetes; Eurotiales; Aspergillaceae
Source: the annotation of a GenBank genome assembly